UUUUUACAGUUAUACUCGAUCCGUAUAUUUACCCAUUCACUCGCAUUUCCCCCAUUUAUUUAACCAAUCAAUCCGGAUGAUGACUAAGAAUAAAUCUCUUCAGCUUCUCAUCAUCCUUUCCGCGGCAAUUUCGCUUCUCGGUGAAUUGCCGGCGACGGAAUCGAGCAAUUACAACCACGACUACUCCGACGCCCUGACCAAAUGCUUGCUGUUCUUCGAGGGGCAGCGUUCCGGCUACUUGCCGGCGGAGCAGAGGAUGAGAUGGAGGGGACAUUCCGGGCUGGGCGAUGGCUGGACGGUCGGCGCGGACCUGACCGGCGGCUACUACGACGCCGGGGACAACGUCAAGUUCGGAUUCCCGAUGGCCUUCACCACCACAAUGCUCGCCUGGAGCGUGAUCGAGUUCGGGCGGUACAUGCCGCCGCCGGAGAUGGAGAAUGCGCUGGUGGCGAUUAAGUGGGCCACCGAUUACCUUCUCAAAACCGUAUCUCAGCCCAACCGCAUUUUCGUACAGUCCAAAUCAAAAUCUGAUUCGAAGGCAUGGGGGAACCAGUGACUCGUUCUUCAAUCGAUCCACAGAGCGAGCUGUAUCUACAUCCAACGGAGACAUCUAAUUUCUCUCUUGCUUCUCAGAAGUUGAAUGGCGACAAUUAUGCACAAUGGAAACGAUCGGCUGAGAUUGCUCUGAGUGCGAGAAACAAGCUUGGAUUUGUGGAUGGGAGCUCGAAGGCACCAGAAUCGAAUUCUCCUCUGCUCAAUCAGUGGAAGCGAUGCAAUAAUCUGUCAGACCAAUGCACCUAGACUGUUUCAAUUACAUAAGGAGAUAAUUACACUGGUUCAAGGAUCGGAUUCUGUGAGUGAAUACUUUACUAAACUGAAGGGGCUUUGGGACACUUAUCUGACUAUGGUAACUUUGCCUCACUGUAAAUGUGAUGGAGCUGAGAUCUAUUCCAAAUUGCUUCAAAAUCAACACCUGAUGCAGUU
Cuscuta campestris is the source of this 984-nucleotide messenger RNA. The record is from the annotation of a GenBank genome assembly. NCBI's taxonomy places the organism in Eukaryota, Viridiplantae, Streptophyta, Magnoliopsida, Solanales, Convolvulaceae.